AUCUGUAGGUGGUAGCAGUGCCCACCAUUCGGUUAAUUAAUGAGUCCAGCGAAAGCAGGUUGUUGUUGCUCCGGGAAGAAUCACUGGGAAGAAGCAGGGUUGGGUCAACGGGAUUUCAUUGAGGCUGUUUUCUGCAGUUAGCUACGGCUCUACCACCUAUUUCUCUAGCUUUUUCAUAAAGAUUGGAGAUUGAAGCACAUGCAAAGCGCCUUUUUAAAGUAGCGAGUAGGGCUGAUAUAUUUUUAAGACCGGGUCAGUAACCUAUCUCUUACAUAGGGUACUGUAGCUCGGGUAUUCGUUUUCUACUAAAUCAGAAAAUUGUGUGAAUGACCGGAACGCAUUAGCUAUCCAACUAGCAUUAGCUAUACUAGUAGUUUUCAAUAGGUAACCUAGCUAGCUAGCUGAAAUAUAACCUGAUAUGGACGAUAAGUCAUUCACUAAGGAAUUGGAUGGGUGGAUUGAACAGCUGGGCGAAUGCAAGCAGCUCUCGGAAAACCAAGUCAAAGCCCUUUGCGAGAAGGCCAAAGAGAUCCUGACAAAGGAAUCUAACGUGCAGGAGGUGAGAUGUCCGGUCACUGUGUGCGGAGAUGUUCACGGCCAGUUCCAUGACCUGAUGGAGCUAUUUAAGAUCGGAGGGAAAUCUCCGGACACCAACUACCUCUUUAUGGGAGACUAUGUAGACAGGGGAUACUAUUCUGUAGAGACAGUCACACUUCUGGUAUCUCUCAAGGUCAGGUACCGGGAACGAAUCACAAUCCUCAGAGGGAACCACGAGAGUAGACAAAUUACACAGGUGUAUGGCUUCUACGACGAGUGCCUAAGGAAAUACGGCAAUGCCAAUGUCUGGAAGUACUUCACAGACUUAUUUGACUAUCUACCCCUCACUGCCUUGGUUGACAACCAGAUCUUCUGCCUCCAUGGUGGGCUGUCACCCUCAAUAGACACACUGGAACACAUCCGAGCGCUGGAUCGCUUACAGGAGGUUCCUCAUGAGGGUCCUAUGUGUGACUUGCUGUGGUCGGACCCUGAUGACCGAGGGGGCUGGGGCAUCUCUCCCCGUGGUGCUGGCUACACCUUCGGACAGGACAUCUCAGAGACCUUUAACCACGCUAAUGGACUCACUCUGGUCUCGAGAGCCCACCAACUGGUCAUGGAGGGUUACAACUGGUGCCAUGAUCGUAACGUGGUGACCAUCUUCAGUGCACCCAAUUACUGUUAUCGCUGUGGAAACCAGGCAGCCAUCAUGGAGCUGGAUGACACGCUCAAGUACUCCUUCCUUCAGUUUGACCCCGCCCCACGCAGAGGGGAACCGCAUGUGACCCGACGCACUCCUGAUUACUUCCUGUAAUAAUAACAAUAAUUAUAAUUUCACCGCCUGUAAAGUAUUGAUAUAAAACAGAGGUAGGCAAUCCUGUUUUUGGAGUGCUGGGGGAGCUACAGGAUUCUGUUCUUACUAGGCGCCACACCAGACUAACUGAGCUAAUGGACCAAUUAAUUGAUUGAUCAAAUGCAACGCAGCCCGUCUUCGAGUUUGGUUCAGUCCAAAACCGUGUGUUCAUCUCACCAUGACCAGGGUUGCCUACCCCUGGUAAAAUCGACUUAGUCAACUGGAAGAAGAAAGUGGGAGAAGGAAGGCACCAAUCAUCAUUGAUUAUGACAAAUAAAGCAUCCAUCUCUCAGUAUACAUGGACCAAAACGUGUGUCAUAAUUCAGUGUAAAAUGGAAGAAUGUCACAUUAAUCUUUAACAGAUGACCGCAGCACCUACACCAACCACAAUCCAUCAAAAUCACCUCCAGUCUUGUCUCACCCUCUCUGCAUGAUCUAGUUUUUUUUUUCUGAAAAUAAUUGCUCUUUAGGAAGAUCAGUGUUAUGUCUAAUAUUGCACACUAUUCUAUUUUUUAUUGCACUACUUUUGAAUUUUCCAAUAAUGCUCAAAAGUAGUACACUAGAAAGGGAAUAGGGUUUCAUUCCAGCUCUGGCCAGUCUCACAGUACCUGCUGGUUUUGUCAGGAAGAAAUUCUGCUUUAUAUGAAUUAAUCUGCUGAGAAAACGCUUAAUUGUAAGCCCUGUGUUAGGACUAUAAUCCACUAGAAAGGAACCAAUAUAUACUGUAACUGCAUCUGAACUUGGCAUGGCCUCAUAUGAAAUGGAUGCAGUAAACAUGAAAUGUAGAUAUGUGAAAAAUGUUCACACAAAUUUAAUGGCUCAUUUUGUGUGAAUUGAACAUUGUGUUCAGGGUUGAAUCCGAUUCUUUCUUUCUCUUUGCACUUUUGUAUUUAUUUUGUAUCACUUGGCAAUGACAACUACAGUGUUGUUUUUUUUAAUAUUUCACCCAGAGCAAAUAGGUCAUCUUUUUGAAAAUCAAUUAUCCAUUAGUUGAGUAAACGUAUUUCAGUUGAAUAUCAGAACCCUGGUACAAAAUGACCUUGUUAUUGAUAACCUUUUGUUUUGCAACCUCUGCUAUAUAAUAAAGAUUUGAAGUCGCA
Esox lucius (northern pike) is the source of this 2487-nucleotide messenger RNA. Its product is annotated as serine/threonine-protein phosphatase 2A catalytic subunit alpha isoform. Gene Ontology annotation, biological process: peptidyl-serine dephosphorylation; mitotic cell cycle. The coding region runs from base 419 to 1348 and encodes 309 amino acids. NCBI's taxonomy places the organism in Eukaryota, Metazoa, Chordata, Actinopteri, Esociformes, Esocidae. Gene Ontology annotation, cellular component: cytosol. The transcript has 7 exons. Gene Ontology annotation, molecular function: protein serine/threonine phosphatase activity. The record is from RefSeq and is a predicted model, not a curated record.